Molecule: messenger RNA, 2025 nt
Organism: Medioppia subpectinata
Lineage: Eukaryota; Metazoa; Arthropoda; Arachnida; Sarcoptiformes; Oppiidae
Source: the annotation of a GenBank genome assembly
AUGAGUGCCAGACCAGUGACCGCUUCCCGAGUAGCCGACGGCAACGAUGACCACACAGACAAUGAGAGGAAUAAAUGGCUGGAAGUGGACGAACCGCACGUCACCACAAUUGGUCAGUUGCGGCGACGCUUAGCCCGAUUGGUGGACGUGGAGGUCGACGAGUUGGCCGUCAUAUACGAGAAUGAGAUAAUACCCGAAGAGGACGACGAUCGCGCCGUCCGCUUCUGGCUUCGCAAUAACGCCCGCAUUGUUCUCGAGAAGUGCGAUCGCCCGCAGCCGCGGCCCGUCUUCUUGGCGGCCACCGGUCCGCAGCGCGUGUCCCGCGAAGUUCGUAUCGCGUAUAAAGUGGACGCAAAUCCGAUGCCAAAGACAUUACCAAAGGAUGAUUUGCCGAAAACAUCACUACCAGAGAAAUGUUUGGCACCGGAGAUGACGGCCGCAAAUGUAGUGACCGAUGAUAAACAAGCAUUAGAUAGCGAACGGCACGAGUACUGGUCGGUUAUUUCCGACGCGGACUCCGAUGACGUGAUGUUCAGAUCUGCCAGUUCUUCAUUCGAUGACCCAAAGGACGUGUCCGCCAUAUACUUGGAAACCGAAUCUACCGGUGAUGUUAACGAACCGCCGAUGGAAAGGGUGUCCUACGAGUGUCGGACACCGAUUACGUCCCGAAAGGAUUUCAAUUAUAAGCAAUACAUAAAGAGUAUGAAUAAUGCGUCGGAAAAGCCAUUGGAUUACUGCCACAAACCUAUUGAAAGGGACCAAAACUUUGCCGUCGACGACACCACCACUGGAGCGGAGGUCAGCGAUGGACACGACUCGCAACUGACGCCACCCGAAGGAAGCGUACGAAGCGAUAGUUUUGAUGACACAGACGUUUAUCGAGCGGUUGUCAAACAGAUAUCGGCCACUGAAUCAGAUGAAACUCUGCCAAUGGCUGCCGUGGAAGUGGACGCCGAAGUGGUCACUGUUGACAAUAUAAUGGAAUCCAUUGACGAUAUUCAUCGGACCCGUAUGGCCGAUGUUAUGACCGAACUAUUGGCCAGAUUUGUGGCCAAAACAUUUGACCAAUGCUUCGACAACUGUCACGUGGAAUCAAUUGAUUCGCAUUCAGAUGAUGGCAGUGUAUCGUCGCAUACAUAUGCCGAUCCAUUGGCGACAGGCAUUUCCUAUCUUCAAUUGGACACAUCUCUUGACCAAUUAAUUGGUACACAGAUUGAAGACACGCAACCGUCAGUUGAUAAGCAGCCAAUAGCUGUAAUAGAGAGUCCGAAGACUGCACCGGUGGUCAAUUCACCGGUUCCGCAGCCAAUCAACAGAUACAAUUUCAAUUAUAAGGAGUAUAUAAAGAGUUUAAAAGCACGUCCAGUGCCACCGCCGGUGCCGCCAAAACCGGACAAUCUAAAGGCAGAUCUUGCAAAGCUCAGGAGACUUACCACCAAUACAUUUGAUCCCCGGUCUAUGGAUACAACAAAUGCACACGUAAUGGACAACAUAUCUGCGCAUACGUUGCCGUCUGCGCCCAUUGAGGGCACUUUGGGUGCGGUCGGCGGUGAUCCGGAGCCGUACGGCAAAUGCGGUGCCGACGCGCCGGUCAAUGAUUUUGUGUUUAAGGCGUUGGCGGGCAUACCGUUAAUCUGCGGCAAAGGCAAUCAUAUGGAGUACAACUAUCGGCUACAGAUGCAACUCAUUGCCGAUCGCAUUAAGACACUGACCACUCGAUUGAAGUCGGUUUACGCCCGUCUGCGAGAGGUGGGCGUCAGGCCUCUGUGCCCGUGCGCUGACGACGACCAGCGAUGUCUGGACCAGAUGUCGGACGCGAUUAAGCGUAUGUAUCCGUAUCCGCACGUGACUGACGGUCCGGUGGAAUGGGUGGACACUCGCAACGCCCGUCUCUACCGGUAUCUGGUGUUGCGCCAGGAGUUGGCCAUUAAUAACGAGUUAAUNUGGAAUGGGUGGACACUCGCAACGCCCGUCUCUACCGGUAUCUGGUGUUGCGCCAGGAGUUGGCCAUUAAUAACGAGUUAA